Emiliania huxleyi CCMP1516 is the source of this 754-nucleotide messenger RNA. RefSeq lists its product as hypothetical. Bases 1 to 681 code for a protein of 226 amino acids. The transcript has a single exon. NCBI's taxonomy places the organism in Eukaryota, Haptophyta, Isochrysidales, Noelaerhabdaceae. The record is from RefSeq and is a predicted model, not a curated record.
AUGCUGCGGGAGGAGCUGAGGCAGGCCGCCGGCUCGGCCGCCACCGACGGUGGGGAUCGCGAGGCCGUGAUUCUCGAUGGGGUGGCCUUGCCCGUGCCAGCGCUGGACACCAGUGCGAAGCGUUCGGCGCUACUGUACCAGGGCGGGAGGCUGCAGCGUCGAAAGAUGGCAGGCGCCAACGCGCCGGCGACUGAGGCGGAGCCGUUGCCCCUUGUACGCAGCAUUUGGCACAGCAAGUCGGGCUACAAGAACGUGACAUACAACGCGAGCGAGAAGGCGAAGAAGAAGCCUUGGCAGGCUAGGGCCGACGAUCACAAGUCGCUCGGCAUGUUUGCCACCGCGGAGGAGGCGGCAGCUCGCUACUCGCGCCACCUCGGCCCGGAGUUGGCCGCCUCUCUCGCCGCGGCGGUCGAGCGCGAAGCGACACCGAUGAGCAGCCAGGAGGCGCUUCGCCUCGCUGAAAGCGAGGGGCUGACGCUCGAAACCGCACCCCGCUCCGCGAGCAGCAAGGAUGGUGAGCGGUCUCAAGCGACGGCGUACAAGGGCGUGUUUGCCGUGCCCCAUGGGCGUCGCCGCUUCCUCGCGCGCUUCCAUUCGGGCGGGCGGACGCACACACUUGGAUGUUUUCACACCGCGGAGUUGGGCGCCCUGGAGAUUGCGAGGGCGAAGGCGAGACUGUAGCGGGAGGAAAGAGACAGCUCGAUGUCCAGAGAAGCGGGGGGAAGUCAACGAAUGACGAAAAUAGUGUAUAGUU